Molecule: messenger RNA, 936 nt
Organism: Lymnaea stagnalis (great pond snail)
Lineage: Eukaryota; Metazoa; Mollusca; Gastropoda; Lymnaeidae
Source: the annotation of a GenBank genome assembly
AUGGAACUCGAAGAUGUCAAAACAGGAAGUUGUCCGGCUUCGGUUCCAGCAUUACAAGGACAUGUCGCUGAUGUAGUCGAAAGCGGUGAAAAUGAUCCUUUUGCGGAUGUUGAGUUUUUUCGCUUCCUAAGUGGUGUUCAAAACGCAUUCGAAAAAUACCAAAUUAUCACAGUUGCAAAACACGCCGAGAAGCUUAAAAUUUUCGAAGAUAUCUCAAGGAAAGGGAGUUGUGGGCCAGCACGUCAUGGCAGUCUAUCUCAGUGUCUGAGUCACGCUGAAACCAUCAAACUGCUAGCAUUGACUGAGCCACUGGAAGACGAAGAAGAAGAAAACAUAGCCGAUUUAUGGAAGCUGAGAGAAGGAAAGAGAUUUGCGUUGUACAAAUGCUGGAUUGAGAAAUACAAGACAUCACUGACAGAGGAGAUGAAGGACCUCACAGAACAAUACAACUCAUUGCGUGAAGAAGAUCGUAGAGACAAAGGAGAGGUAAUUUUGAGGGAAUUAAAAAGUGCUAAGGUAAUCGGAACGACCGUAGCUACCGCCGCUGAAAACAUGGACCUCCUCAAGGAAGUUGGUUGCCGUGUAGUUAUUGUGGCAGAGGCUGCAAAAAUUCUUGAGUCCCACGUUGUAACUCUUCUGAGCGAAGCCUGCGAGCAUUUAAUUAUGAUUGGUGACCACCAACAACUCCGUGCCGAAACAGUUGUCCCCCAGAUAGCCAAAGAGUUUGGACUGGAAAUGUCAUUAUUUGAAAGACUCAUCAAGAAUAAUAUCCAGCACGUACAGCUCAGGGUCCAAUACAACAUGAGGCCAGACAUUGCUAAGCUAAUGAGGCUUAUCUACCCAGAUCUUAAGGACGAUGUUUCAGUUUGUAACUUGGAUCACGUCCGUGGGAUCUGCAAAGAUGUCUUCUUCAUUGACCACAGGCUGAAGUCAACA